Drosophila ficusphila is the source of this 466-nucleotide messenger RNA. RefSeq lists its product as uncharacterized. NCBI's taxonomy places the organism in Eukaryota, Metazoa, Arthropoda, Insecta, Diptera, Drosophilidae. The transcript has 2 exons. The record is from RefSeq and is a predicted model, not a curated record. Bases 96 to 350 code for a protein of 84 amino acids.
UGAGCUUAGCCCUCUGACAUUCUCCGACCAGACACUAUAAAAACCGGAGUCGAUUGGGUUGGGUCAAGUAGUCGAUACAUCCAAACCGUGCCAAAAUGUUCAACAAAUCGAUCGUCGUGGCUCUUAUCCUGUGUGCCUGCUACCUUGGCACGAUUGAAGCUCGUCCUGGUGGUGGAGUCCUCGAUGCUGUCGGUGGUGGUGGUGCUGUAGGUACUGUUGUGCCCGUAGCAACAUCACUUGUAAGUGGAGCUGCGGCAGGAGCUACCAGCUCACUUGGGUCCACAGCGGUGGGUCAACUUGGUUCGAAGUUGCCUCUAAACGGUGGAUCCCCACUUUCAGGUGUACUCUAACGAGAUCCCUAAGUCAACUUUAUGUCAGCAACAAAGUGUUUCAAACGAGCCUAUUCAUUUUAUAAGAUUUUGUAAUGAUUUAAUAAACAGUAAAGUAAAGUUUUGAGCAUUUAAAA